CAAGUAUUCUGUCUGAGCGAACUGUUCGCGUUCUCGAGUUGUAAGUGGUUUAUUUCAAAAGUAAAAACAUACUGUCAGCAUGUGUAACCACGGUUUCCUUGACUACUGAUUCUGGUUGAAGAGCCACCUGGGGGCUACGUGAAUAAAGCAAUACGUACUCCGCGUCUAUCGUUAUUUUCCAACAUGCUUAUUUCUUCUAGGCUUCUUGCCUUGCACUUGCUCCUGCGGCUCGCUUGCCGGGCGGAAGAGUCAUGGAUCCCGGCGGAAGUUGCAGAAGAGCUUCGGAUUCCGCGCAGUGGUGUAGCGAAAGUUCGUGUCCGGGAAUACGGCAAUGGCGAGGACAACUUUUGUUUCCGCAACACGCACCCAGAACAGGAGAGUCUGUACUACUACUGCUGCCAGGAAAUGUACGGCGAACGCCACAAGCACGACAAGGAAAACGCCUGCUGGGACGCAACGUACUCAUACGAGCAGUGUUGCCGCCCCGUUGUCGAGAUAGUGGAGCGCAGAGAAGCAGAGGACGAAGCUGCAACAACGUCCUCUGGAACGGUAGCGCAAGACCCGGCCGACCGAGAUGUUGAAUCGCGUCACCGGGAAGACGAACAGGCAGGGCUUUUUCCGCUGCACAAGCAGGAUGGCCGCAUCGACGACGCACUAUCAAAGCGAAAAAACCCGCCAACCCGUACCCAAAAGACAAUUUGUGUUGCUGGGUUUGUGUACGUUGAUGAGCUUUGUAGUGCAGCAAGAGCUCGUGGGCAUAUUCUAUAGCCCAUUUGGGUACGCAUCCGGCUGGCAGCUGCGCAUGAGCAACAAGUCUGACAUAGGCAAAAACGCGUGACAGACUGGCUGCACAAUGCGCCAUAUGAGUGCCGUUUGCCUUGUAUGCACGACAAAGGUGGUAUGUGGUCACAAAUCAGCAUCACAAAUUUCCUUUGCGAUACGGGGAGGGGAGAUUUUUCCUCACAAUACGCACUGCUUCUUCUUCAUCCUGUGGAGUUCGCGGACGGUCGAUCCUCUACUGGGUCCUUUUCUGCAAGUGGCGAUGAAACGCGUGGUAGCACUACAGCCGCGCCCCGAAUUCUUGAGAAACAAGAACCUGACAUUAACGACAUUUUUACAAAGCGGUGGACCGGCCAGUCGCCAGUCACUCGCUACGAAUCCACGGCGGUUCCGAACAGUCGGGCUGUGCUGGAGCCUCCUGGGCAAGAAAAAGAAGCUCUGCCUGAUAAGAACCAUCCCCGACCUGAAGGACGACUACACGGCCCAGCUCGAGGAGACCCGGCGGCGGCGGCGGAAAACGACCAGCUUUCGGAUUCCGAGUACUGCUGGGCGCCCAUCCGCAAGCUCGCAGUGCAGGCGGCUUCGUUUGACACCCACGAAGACAUGAUUGAGAACAUGCUGGACUCCUUGCAGCAGCAGAAAAUCCAUCCGGAAACGGCGGUCAACCUGCGACAGAUGUACCAUCGCCUCGGCGGUUCCCCGGACCUCCUGGACGACGUGCAGCUUAUGAAGUUUUGCUGUUAUGAUCCACCGAAGAUAUGUCUGGGUCUGGAAAAUUGCAAGAUUUCUUGUGAUGCUAGUGAGGCAUGUUAAACCUGAGCUCGGUACUUAAACUUAUUGCGUAUCGAAGCAGAGGAGCUUUGCUUGUUGUCUCUCAUGCAAAUAAAACGCAAUUUCUCAUGAAGAAGUAAGGCGCAACAUCAAGAGCGAAGAAAAAAUCUGUCAUACGUGUUGGCCGAGCAUUACAAUGUGCUUGCUCCACGUCGCUGAGUUGCAUCGCAACUUUCCGGAGGACCCCGGCAUUAUAUUUGCAAUGCAUAGCUGUGCCGCGCCACACAAUCCGAACAUCUGCUUCCACUUUGACGCUGUGACCGACAACAUGAGUGCGGACGAAAUAUCAACUCGAAAUAUGUCUGGGUCUGGAAACUCGUGUUGCUGAUACUCCCACAUCCCACCGUAGCCGUUCAGCACGACGAAAAAAUUCGCUAAUCUUGUUCAUGCAAGAACCAUUACGAAUCUUGUUGUCCUUCUCCUUCAGAUCUCGCAUCAAAAAUCCCAACCCAGACACAUUUCCAAUGCAUACGACAAAAACACCGACAAUGGUUCCCUCUUCGGCUGGAACUGGCCGCUCAAUGUGGAUGCGGUAUGGAUUACAAGCCUCGAUCUGGGUUUCCAUGUGUGCAGAUUUUAUUUGUGAUGCAUUUUUCUCUCGACCCGGUCCCGCACUCAAGCCCUAGCUGCAUCACACAGCAUCUUCCACAUUUUUCUCGUGACCUCCCCCGCAUGACGCGUCACCGUCGCCGGUGACAAGAGAUAGACAACUUUUUUUUAUUUUGCUCCCCGUGCAUACCAGAUACAGAUUUCUGCCUGCUCUGGAUGUUUGCAUCACAAGGCCGACCCAGACACAUUUAUUUGCGAUUGAUACGUGGCCAGGACCAGCAAUGCGAGCACGGCGAACAAAUUGAAGAUGGCGCUGAAGCACGCAGAUUGUAUCCCGCCCAAAACUCUCGUACUCGCAAGAAUUAUGCCAGUCACGCAUGACAAAAACAAGUUGUUUAUUCCUAGUACAACUUGAAUCUGCAUGACUAGUUCCACUUUUCUUUCUGAGUAGAAUAAAGCUUGUCAUACAAAAUAAAUUCAUGCUAGUGCAAUACCUUUUCAAUAGUGCAUAGAUGGCUGCUUCCCGCAACUGAAAAAGAUGUUGCGCACGCCGCUGAAGGACCGGCCCCAGUGGAUGCUGAAGGGCGUAGACGAGGAUCUGCGGUUUUGGAAGCGGUACUACAGCGAUGCGAGACCCAAGAACCUGCGGGACGACAGUACCGGCAAGAGUGCAGCCUCCGUCGGCGCUCAGAUAGCAGCAGACGAUGCGGCAGAAGCCGAAUUGCAGUUCUUCGACACAGAAGAUGUUCCUGCAGAGCGGAGCCCAGAUCGACAACGAGAAGGUCUGCAGAAUCCUGACGAGCAGCAGGCCGCGACAAAUCCACGUGGCGCCAGCCAAAAAGAACAUCUAGUCCACCCGCUGCAGCACUACGGUGGUCGUGACUACAGCGUCAUCGAUAUCCUGAGUGAAAACGGCUUUCCCACCCAAGCAGUCCCCAGAUGGGGACUGCUCUGCUACACCAACCAAGGAGUUUUGCGCUUUCCACACGUGGCGAUUGCUCUUUCCACAAGGGGUGAGGAUGUCCUGUAGACAAACUAACGAGAGAGUUUCUCUUACUUUCCGCAGGUGGGAGAGCCUGUGCAAGAAUUACAACCUUUUUUCGCUUCAAAGCAGCUUUCUUCCUUAGGGCGGCGGAAGCCGACGAUUUUUAGGCCGUAUAUUAAUCAAGUAGCAUCUGGGAGUAACAACACGAUGAGAUGCGAGUAUUUCUCGGACUGGUUUUCACGGGAAAAAUAUACAUUUUUUACGCGGACACAGAAAUCGCGAGUGUUUUUCCCUUUAAAUGGUCAAAAUGCCAAAAAAAUAAUGUUUUUUGCCCGAAUUAGAGUAUUUAGCACCCCGUAUUCUGGCUACCCUGUUUUCCAUUUUUCCUAGUGUUUGGAUCUCCUUCGGGAGUCAUCCGUUAAAAUUGGAACGAUACAGAGAAGAUUAGCAUGGCCCCUGCGCAAGGAUGACACGCACAAAUCGAGAAGUGUAAACAAUUUUUUUUGAUCCGCAUAGUAUAAUCGAUUUGAUUUAUUCCCUGAAGCGCGAAUAUGCAUGUUAUGCUUGUGUCUGGCUUCGAAGUCCUUUUUUGAAACAGCACGGCAUGAUGUAAUUUCCUUACAAAGACAUUGUAUACGCAUGGCAUGAUGAAAUCCAUGACUAACAGUGGUUUCUCAAUCAGCAUGGUAUGGAGGACUUUACUUGUCUAUAGACCCGGCCGUUAAAAAGUCAAACCGCAUGCUGUGGUGGACGUGCAUUGGUAACGGUUCUCGCAGUACCCUCGGGUUUGAGUGAAAACGGCAACUGCUUAUUUCCUUGUGCCGAAAGACCAGCGUAUUUCAGUAGCAUAUCGCGAAAAAACUGCAUCUGCGGGCGACUUUUUUCCCGAGUAUGGUAUCUUUAGCAGCGAUAUUUUCGGGUGACCUUCCAGGUCCUGCACUUUCUCUUCCCAAUGUGGACGUCCUCGAGGCAGUGGCGAGCCGGGUUGGUGCUCGAGCGCGGCUACCUGCGGAACGCGAUGAAGCCCAGGGCUUCGAUUCCGCCCCCGCUGCGUUUUUUCUUCCUUUGCCUCUCUGCGCCUUCCCUCUGGUGCCGCCGUUUCAGUGGAGGAUAGCCGGCCACUCUGGAAGCAACACGGGGGCGGGAGCUCUUGUCCACCCUGCCGGGAAGAGAAGCGCUUUUUUUAAAUUUUGUUUUUACCCCGCCCCGGAGAAGAAGAUCCUAUGGCGCAGGGUUUUAGAUUUAGGCUGAUGCCGCGAUUUUUUGUCGCAUUUUUGGUUUUUUCCCUUCCCGGCACGGCCAGACACAUGGGUCAGUUUUGCACGGCCAGACACAUGUUUUUUCCACGGGUGUAAAAAAAAUAACAAGGUAAGAGAAAUUGCUACGCACUCCAACAAGCUCUGUGUGUAGCGCAUGACAAAUUUGCGUCUGUAGUGUCGUCCUGUUUAUUGCGUAUUGAUGUUACAUCACAGACCUAGCGCAUUGAGUAUCCAGAUUACAGCAUCACAAGAUUCCAGACAUCAUGAGGUGUUGCUCACCUCAAGGCGGUGCACAUGCGACACAAACUGGGCAUGCAAAUUUGCAUAACAGCUCUUGGUUGGAAAAGUUAUUCACAGAAUACUCGACUCGGAUCACCCGGAGCAGUGCGAGCUGUUCGUGCAGUUCUGUCCGCAAAAAAUCCUCGGGCGUAGCUGCGCGCCCGCAGCUCAAGUAUGCAUUGCAAAUUGAUCGAUCUGGGUCUGAAAGUUGUAAUGCUGAACACAAAUUGAAAUUAUUAUUCAUACGUUCUGGCUGUAAUAGUGAUAAGUGUUGCGGCAAUUAUUCGUGUGACGCACUACAGAACCGCUGAAAAAAUUGUUAUGAUUGGCUUCGUACUUUUGCAGCUAGUUCUUCACUCAUGUACUAUUUUUAGCAUGACAAGAACUUAUUUCCAGACCCAGACAUGCUUCCGUUCGAUACCCGGGCAAAUUUUACAGCUGGCAGGUCCGUCACUCGGAAAGCUGGCAGGCCGCGAAAUUGCUGCAGGCGUGGUUCCUCGUUGCGAGGCACAUGCCGGCCUACGACUGUGAGCACUUCGCACGAAAGGCCUCCGAGGCUGCUGCAGGACGGCCACGGAGUUCUGCCCAAGGACACCUCGGCGUGCGGUUUUAAUAUGAAAGGAAAUUUCUUUGCGUCCCGUUAAGCGAUCAGUCUGUUGCAGGAUGUGAUUUUUUUGUCAGUAAGUGGGCAAUAUCGUCUCAUCUGUAUUUUUCUCGAGCUACCCAUCUUUAGUCCUGUUCUUUUCGAGCAAUAAUAUCAAAACAAGCUCGGUGCCGGUGGUGGAUACAAUUACAUGUAUCAUGAUGAAAGCACCAGAACUUGUAAGAACUGAUUGGAGCUACUAGCCGGACGCAUUUUCUUCUUUGUAACUUUUCCACAGCAUGAUCCAGGAAAGUUUGGACCUGGCAACGGGUAAAACUACCAGUACCAUGGUGGAUGAAAACGAAAACCGCGCGGAAAUAAAUGCACGACCUUCAUUCGAGCUACCAAUUAUGUCGUACUAAAUGCAAAAGUGUCUGCAUCUGGAGAGGUGGAACUUGUGAAGAUACGUGUCUUGCAUUCCUUGAAAAUCUGUGUUGCAUGAGCAGCAAAAGAGGAGCUUACUUUGUCAUGGUGCAAAAAUAAAUGCAAUUUGUGAUGCGUGCUAGGCAUCAGCAGAACUGUCUCAAAAACUUGUCAUGCUUGGCUGCCAAUAUUGCAAGCGCUUCAAUCAUGCUCCACUCAGCAUCACAGGUUUCCGCACCACCCAGACAUAUUUGCAGUGCAUAUGUCGUGGACGCGGUCAAUCUUUCCGUUCACCGCCUCUGACACGGCGCUGCAGCUUCCAACAGUGCAGAACUUUCUGGCUGGGUGGCACCGGUCAUACGAAAUGCAGAUGCGGCUGAACUACAUUCCGUGGAAAGAACGAAGACCGGAAUUCUUCUUUCGGGGCGUGCCUGCCGUCGUGGGCGCCGAGUGGAAUUGGACUCGCUUGUAUGAGCAAUUCCACAGGGACGAUGGGGGCCCAGGGCCGAGCGUGCUGGAGGACCGGCCUCCGCAAAUGGACAGCGAUCCCGCUGCAAGUGACCCUCGUGGUGUCUACUUCCGCCGCUUCAUGCGGGAUGACGAGCGAUUGUGGAGAAAAGUCCAGGACACGGUGCGGGAGACGGGCGACUGGCCAGAGGGAGCAACCGAGAGCUUCCUGCGGAAACUGGAUCACACUGCGCGACGGAAUGGUAAGAAGAGGAAGCUGCCACGCACGCCUCCUACACCUGUGGCCCAAGCCGACGACUACGUCAAGCUUCGGACGUUGCUGCGCAGUACGUUCCAACUGGAAAUCGAAGACUCGAGUGCCGUAUCAAAUGCAAAUAUCGAUCUGGGUCUGGAGGAAUGCAAGGUUUGUCAUGCUUGUCUGGCAUGCCUGAAGAGUUUGUGAUGCGUGUCGAAGAAGAGACCCUUUUUCUUGUCAUGCAAAACGCAGUUAGUCCUGCGGAAAGCGCAACACUAAGCCGCGCAAAUAAAGAUAUUUUAUCUCGUCAUGCGUGGCUGUGCAUUACAAAGAAUUCACUUGCUUCUCACAACUCAGCAUGACAAGUUUCCAGACCCAGACAUAUUUGCAUUUGAUAUGCUGCCGGUAUUGUCAAAAACACGAAUCGGUCCAUCACGCAGUACGACCAAGCAGAGUUGACCAAGCUCCUGCCGUAUCACAUGCAUCAAAUAUUUCUGUGUCUGGACAAAGAUGCCUCAUACUUAUUUGUGUUGCUGAGUCUUCUGGCAUGAUCGAGCGAUGGUUUGCACGCCUUCCGAAUGACGCAUGACAAAUUCUUUGGUUGGUAUAUACUCAUUGAAUGUUCUUCUACUGACGUGUUUUGCAUAACGCGCUGGCUGGCAGGAGCACGACAAAAAAAGUGGUCAGUCGCAUUCGUGCACAAUACAGAUUUCACUAUGAUUUUUCAAGUUUUGCUGCAUCACAGAUCCAGACUCAGACAUACUUGCGGUGCAUUCGCCGUCCACAAACAGCCCCCGCGCGGUGUUGGCGAAGCUAGCACACCGGGCCAACGCGAUCAAGAACGGAGAAAUCCAGCACACCGUUAUCCUUCGUAAAAGUGUCCCCGUCCCAGAGUCAAGUCGACAGGUUGUGACUGUUGCGCACGACAAAUUCACGUUUCUUGUAGUGUACGUUUAAUCCUGUUCAGCUAGUAGAAACGCAUUAGAAAUCGAUAAGCGUAUCCUGAUUCUAGCAUGACAAAUUUCAAACAGCAUUAGAGAGUCGUGCUCCUGAUGGUGCCGCGCAUAAGAAACACGUGCGUUUUUUGCCCUUUUGCAUGACAACUCUGGGGUCGUGCGGACGUUUCUACUGAGGAUAACCGGGAAAGGUUCACUCCUCCUCACUGCGCACGACGAAGAGAAUAUUCGCCAGUACCCCUUCCUCUUUUCCAACAAAACCGCCUUUUCCUUCGAUAUCAACUGUAAAAAUGUCUGGGUCUGGAAGAUUGCAAGGCUUGUCGUGCUCAUUUUGCAUGACCCGUGAUGUCUGUGAUGUAUGCACCAGCAUCACAAUUUUUUUGCGGGCAUCUUGAUGCCUAUCCCGCAUGAGAAAUCCCCUCUCCGCGGAGCAAAAACUGGACGCCUCUUGUUGCUCAUGCAAUACAGAUUUUUUUGGAUUCCAAAAAUAGCAUCACAAGUUGCAUUCUUCCAGACCCAGACACUUUUACAUUUGAUAUUCGAGUAUCUACUGCAAAAAAGUGUCUUCGUCUGGAAAGGUGUGUAUUUGAAAACUAGUUUUGAACGCUGUUUCUCAUAGAUCAAAAGUUAGGAAAUGCAGAAAAUGAACAGGAUGAUAAGAAAGAGGAAAAGAAAUCGAUCGAGCAAGAAAAGGGCCAGAAAACCGAAGAAAAGCAAGCAAAUUCUUGCUACGAUCGAAAGACGAAGAAAAUAGGAAAAGAGAGGAAGAGGAAAGCAAAGAAAUUAACUCUGAUUUACGCUGAAUCCGCAUGAAAAACUGGCUUUCUUACUACUUUCAAGGAGGUGAGCCAUGGCUACGGUCACUGCGGGCUGUUUAGGAAUACGGAUUUAGCAUGAGAAACUGGAAAAACUAGACUUGGGACUAUGGAUUUGUAAUGCGUAUCUGUGGAAUUUAAGAUGUAGCUUUAGAUGGUGUUCGAUUUGAUGUCGGUAUGUUUGCGUCUGAAAAAAUAACGUCGGGGUUCAAGACGAAAACGAAGAAGAAGUUCCAGUCAGGGGGCGUGUAGUCGUGUAGCGACUUUGCCGGUGACUGCAACUUCUUCCUCCGACGGUGUUCCCUCGCUGAUAGAAGAUUCCGAUCGAUGCAGUUCUGACCCCGGACCCGUCUUGCAGUAGCAGUACCUAUUUGACCUACCGGGAUUUAAGAUUUGAGACUAGUUUCGGGAUUCGAAAUUUGCGUUCACAGUUUUAGGCUUCGUUCCUAUCGGGUCGCGGGGAUGACUAGCUGUUGGAGACUGAUCGCCGCUUGUGUUCGGGGAAGAAGCAGGAAAGACUUGUGAUGAUGAUGACGAUGAUUUGACUGCGGGCCUCGGGAUUUUAGGCACUAGCACUAGCAGAUUUUGGCGAAAAGCAGUCAAGCUAACGUAGAACACUCGGGCAGAGGUGCGAAAACACCAGGACAGCAAGAAGAAAACCCAGGACAGCACUAGAGCACCGGCACAGACACAGAAGCGGUAGCAGCAGGAACAACAGAAACCGGGGCGAAGGAAAACAAGCGACACAGGAAAGACCACCGACACGAACAGGAACACGGGGGACCAGAAAGAAGAACGCAGGCAACAAGACAGACGGGGAACGAAGACAGACCAGUGCGAAGCAGCAUUAUGGGGGCGCAGAACAGUUUCGAUUUUGAAAAAACAGCAAAUGCAGUUUCGAUUUUUAGAUGCAGACCGGGAAAUUGGAACGAAGGAGCAGAAGUACCCCUUCCUCUUUUCCAACAAAACCUCCUUUUCCUUCGACUAUCUACUGCAAAAAAAUGUCUCGGUCUGGAAAAGCAGGCUCGUUUGACAUGCUGUUUCUGCAUCCUUCAGUAGAACAGAGGGUGUGGAUAAACACACGCAAAGCAUAGCAUUGAGCCCAGGUCUUUUGAAGAUGAAAACCGCCCCUCAUCAAUAUUGCGCCGUACUCUGCACGAGUAGGAAGUCGAAUAAAUGAGUCUACUAGUCGACCAUGAAAGAAUAACGAGGGAUGAAAACAAAGUGAUCAUCGACGGCUUAUGGUAAGUACUAUUGCAGUACACGCAAGAAGUACAUAGACAAACUUGGCACAUCGCGACUUCUGUGAAGUGUAACUAAAAGGCAGAACAGCUUGGCAUCUUGCCAGACGUACUAGACACAGCAGGUUUGCAAGCAAGAUCAACAUCAAAGCAACAAGUUGGCCGCGCAGCCUCGAGUUCAACCCGAUCGAUAUCAAAUGCAAAAAUGUCUGGGUCUAGGAGUUACCAGGUUUGUCAUGCAUAUUUUGCAUGACUCGGGAUGUCUGUAAUGCAUGAUCUAGAAUCAAAUAUUUUUAGAAGCCUUCCUGAUGCAAAUCCCGCAUGACAUAUGCGCUCCCCGUGUAGCACAAACUGGGCUCCUCUUGCUGCUCAUGCAAUACAGAUUUUUUUAAAAACUAAAAUUAGCACAACAAGUUCCAACCUUCCAGACCCAGACAUUUUUGCAGUUGAUAGUCGAAGACUUUGCGCUAUUUCCGGGCCGCGUGUCCGCGGAGAAGGCCUUGCCACAGAUUCUUGAAAAUAAACCGGAGUCUUUUGCGAAUCGGGAAGCGUGGAACGCUUUUGUGCACCGGAACUUUGAAGCACACUUCGAGAAGAACGAAGGAACUGCUGUGGGGGAGAAGUACUUCUCGGAGCUGGACCAGGUGGUUUACAAGUACAAUUUCAACGACAACGUUUCUCUGCGCGAUAUCUGGUCCUUUCUCGCCGGGCAGGUCCUGUUUCGCGCACAUUUCCGGUAUGACAACCAGAUCGACAAGAUCUUUCAGCCGUACGAGCACUACAUUCCCGUGCGUCGGGAUCUGAAAGACUUCUACGACAAGUUGAAUUUCAUCGUGGCAAAUGACCACUGGGCGGAGAAAAUUGCAGAUAGGGGCAAAAAGCUCGGCCAGGAGGUGUUCAAUUUAGAGACAAAAUACUGGUACAUGCACACGUUGAUCUUGAAACUUGCACUGAUUCAAGGCGGGCACACGGAACAAGAUGUUGAAUCUUUGCUAGUAUAGGACGUUGACUAGAUGUACAGACGUCCACCACCUGGUCUCGGUACAACUUUCAGUACAUGUACAACUGAG
Amoebophrya sp. A120 is the source of this 10474-nucleotide messenger RNA. The record is from the annotation of a GenBank genome assembly. NCBI's taxonomy places the organism in Eukaryota, Dinophyceae, Syndiniales, Amoebophryaceae.